Molecule: messenger RNA, 2202 nt
Organism: Capsicum annuum
Lineage: Eukaryota; Viridiplantae; Streptophyta; Magnoliopsida; Solanales; Solanaceae
Product: protein SET DOMAIN GROUP 41
Exons: 4
Coding region: 55-2055 (666 amino acids)
Source: RefSeq, a predicted model, not a curated record
GAAUGUUUUCCCCUCAUUUUCCUUCCAUUUCCUUCCUCUUCACGGCAUCUAAAAAUGGAGAUGAGAGCAAAAGAAGACAUUUCAAUAAGCCAAGACCUGACUCCUCUAAUCCCACCGCUUGCUCUCUCCCUCCACAACUCUACACUCGUCACUCAUUGCUCUUGUUGCUUUUCUCCUCUCCCUUCUCCUCCUUUCUCCCCUAUUCAUAAUCCCAACACAAAUCACUUCAUUCGCUACUGUUCCCCUCAUUGCUCUUCUCUUGACUCCCCUCUUCACUUCUCCUCUUCUGAAUUCCACUUCUUUCACCUCUUCCCUCAACCCCUUCACACCUCUUUCCCUUCUUCCUCCGACCUUCGCAUCUCCCUCCGCCUACUCUAUCUCAUCCAACAAUCAAAUGGGUCGUUAUUAAAUCUGGAAAGAAUUGGUGGGUUGAUCACGAAUUUCAAGAAAUUAAUGUUCUUGGAACCACACUGCCACGACGAUGAUGAAGUUUCUGGAAGGAUUCGUGAUGGGGCGAAGGCUUUGGCAGUUGCUAGAAGAAUGAGUGUUGGUUUGGAGACCAAUGGGGAGUAUAAUGUGGAAGCUGCAGUGCUUUGUUUAGUUCUGAGUAAUGCAGUGGAAGUGUAUGAUAAGGAUGGGAGAAGUUUAGGGGUGGGUGUUUAUGAUGUAGAGUUUUCCUGGGUUAAUCAUAGCUGUUCUCCUAAUGCUUCUUACAGGUUUUGUACAGAAUCAUAUUGUGGGGGAGUAUUGGAGUCUAGGAUAUGUCCAGCUGCUACGGGGACUGGUGAUGCUGGAAUUGAAAGUGAAUCAAUUAGUAGCAAUACUAAAAUUCAGAAAUCCAUGUCAAUCAUUGGUGGAAGUGUAGCAUGUGGUCCGAAGAUUAUCCUUAGAAGUAUAAAGGGCAUCCAGAAAGGUGACGAAGUGUUGAUUACAUACACUGACUUGUUACAGCCUAAGGUGAUGAGGCAGUCAGAGUUGUGGUUAAAGUACAGGUUCAGUUGCUGCUGUAAACGAUGUAGAGCAAUGCCUAUGACUCAUAUAGAUCAUUGUCUGCAGGAAAUCUUAAUUUUAAAUCCCGAUUCUUCAGAUAUGGCUUCCGGUGACAAUUUUUACGGGGACUAUGUGAUGGGGAAGCUGAUGGAUUGCUUGAAUGACGCUAUAGAUGACUUCCUGUCAUUUGAUAACCCCAAGUCUUGUUGUGAAAAACUCGAGAUCCUGCUUACUCAAGAUCAUGUUAACUUACUUCUAAAGCCUAACGGAGAAAAAUUACAUCAGCUCUUCAGACUACUGCCUCUUCACCAUGUCUCUUUGCACGCCUACAUGACACUGGCUUCUGCAUAUAAAGACUCUGUAAGUGAACUGUUGGCCCUAGACCACGAAAGUUAUAAGCAUCAAACCGAAGCUUGUAAUAUGAGCAGAAAGAGUGCAGCAUACUCCUUGUUGCUUGCAGGUGCAACCCAGUAUUUAUUAGAAUCUGAGUCUUCUCUCAUUGUGUCUGUGUCAAAUUUUUGGACGACUGCUGGUGAGACCUUACUAAGUCUUGUCAGAAACUCCGCGUGGAACUUAUUUUCAAGGGGAAGACACACUGGAGCGUUUUCAUUUUCGUCAUGUCAAAUGUGCGGCAAAUGCACACUGCUUGAUAGGUUUAAAAAUAAAUUUACAGAUUGCCAAGAUGAAAAUGCAGAAUUUGCUGACAUAACGAGCCAAUUUUUGAAUUGUGUUAUUGAUAUAACACCAAAAAUCUGGGAUUUUCUUACAGAGGAAGGCGGUUACUUGAAAGUAGUUGAGGAUCCCAUCAGCUAUAGAUGGCUUGGGAGUAGGAUGCAAUCUUGUGCUUAUUUUGCAACUCAUGCUACAAGUCCAGACGCAGACAAAACGGAUUCUGGAUUGGAAGCAGAAGAAUGUUACAACGAGAUACGGGUAAACUUGUUCCUGCUUGGCAUUCACUGCUUAAUCUAUGGAGCAUUUUUGUCAACUGUAUGUUUUAGUCGUGGUUCGCCACUGCUGUCUAAAGUUGAAAGUCUUAUAAGUCUAGAAGGUAUUCUGAACUGUUAAGCCAUUGUUGCAUUCAAAUCUCAAUUGUGUCUAACAGUAUGUUCGCAACAAUUUUUUGUAGUGUUGAAAAUUACCCGCAAGCAAAAAAUAAAUCAGAAACAGUAAUUUUAUUAAAUGAAUCUUGUGAGUACGAUUCUGUUCUCUUGA